This is a messenger RNA of Phytophthora nicotianae INRA-310, 924 nucleotides long. RefSeq lists its product as hypothetical. NCBI's taxonomy places the organism in Eukaryota, Oomycota, Peronosporomycetes, Peronosporales, Peronosporaceae. The record is from RefSeq and is a predicted model, not a curated record. The transcript has 2 exons. Bases 1 to 924 code for a protein of 307 amino acids.
AUGGACGUGGCUGCUGGAAACGGCCAUCUUCACGUCGUGAAGUGGCUUGACUACAACCGCGCCGAUGGAUACCCGGAAGAUGCGAUGGACGACGCUGCGGCAAACGGCCACCUAAACGUUGUCAAGUGGCUUUACGAAAACAGAGACGAGGGACGCUUGGAGCAUGCGAUCCACUUGGCUAUUCUGAAUGGCCACGACCCGGAAAGGAAAAAAAAACAAGCCAUGACCAGUAGCGACCUUUAUGUAUUCACCCUUUGGAAGAAGGCGAAAAAGACGCAUACUCUGCGCAGCUUCAAGAUCACGUUGGAGGAAGUGUGGGCCGACGCUUUGGCAAGCGGUCUGGACGACGUGCUGCGCGAGCCCUCUGGGCCACCUGUCGAUUUCGUUUUGGCGCCAAUCAACACCGAUAACCUUCCCAACGACUUUAAUGUCGUUCGGGUUCAAGAGGGCAAUCGAAAAACCUUAAAGCUCUACUGCACCAAAGUCGUGGAGUCGCUCGUCGAGGAGUGCUACGACAGCAAGAUGAGGGUUGACGUGACGGUGUCUAAGAAGCCUUUGUAUGACGCAUUUCGAGCAUCGGAAGCGCGCUUCAACGACAAGCAGAACGAAGGAUGGGAUCCGACCAAAAGCGCUGCUGCGGAGAAAAGUCUUGCUGCUGGUGUCGACGAUGCGGAAGAUACCGACGACGAAAUCGCGAAGUUCCCGGUGGCGAAACUUCGUCGUCGUCCUACAACGGCGCCCCCCAAGAGCAUUACGAAGGUGCCGACAAGCGAUCGCGACGUGGCAAAUCAACGGAACAGGCAGAAGCCAAGCAACGUAAGCGUAAAGCCUCCUCCGAAUCUGUUGACAAUGUCGUGUCCUUCGACUACGUGGCGUGGUACGCUGGUAGCAACAGACUGUUCUAUCGCCGCAAAAGCGACAUAG